This is a messenger RNA of Helianthus annuus (common sunflower), 1242 nucleotides long. RefSeq names its product AB hydrolase superfamily protein YfhM. Gene Ontology annotation, molecular function: hydrolase activity. The transcript is spliced from 4 exons. Bases 16 to 978 code for a protein of 320 amino acids. NCBI's taxonomy places the organism in Eukaryota, Viridiplantae, Streptophyta, Magnoliopsida, Asterales, Asteraceae. The record is from RefSeq and is a predicted model, not a curated record.
AUAUAUACACACUAUAUGGCGAUGGAUCAAAUUGCACACAAAUUCAUACAAGUGAACGGGCUAAAGCUUCAUGUAGCUGAGAUCGGUUCGGAGUCGUCUCCAGCAGUUAUUUUCCUUCAUGGAUUCCCGGAGAUAUGGUUCACUUGGCGCCAUCAGAUGAUUGCCUUGGCGAAGGCUGGUUUUAGAGCAAUUGCACCCGAUUUCAGAGGAUACGGACUGUCGGAUUCACCAGAAGAGCCCGAGAAGGCCUCCUUCACUGAUCUCGUCAAUGAUACUGCCUCUAUCCUUGAUUCUCUUGCCAUCUCUAAGGUAUUUGUGAUUGGCAAAGAUUUUGGAGCAAUUGUUGCCUACCCAUUGGCCCUUCAAUACCCGGAGAAAGUAGCUGGGAUUAUAACACUCGGUUUGCCAUUUAUGCCCCCAGGCGCCUUCACCGAGCAAUUUGUCCUCCCGGAUGGCUUCUACCCUCGAAGAUGGCAAGAACCCGGAAGAGCCGAAGCUGAUUUUGGUCGCUUUGAUGUUAAAACUGUGGUGAGAAACAUCUACAUUUUGUUUUCUCAAAGUGAAUUGCAGAUAGCCCAUGAAAACCAAGAGAUAAUGGAUUUGGUUAAACCUUCGACUCCGUUACCUUCUUGGUUCACUGAGGAGGAUAUUGAAACCUAUGCCGCUGCAUUCGAAAAGUCUGGAUUUCGAACUGCACUCCAAGUUCCCUAUAGGACACUGAACACAGUUGGGUCAGAAGUACAAGAUCCUAAAGUCGAAGUUCCAACAACUGUGAUCAUCGGUGAGGCAGAGUAUUUGUUGAAAAUUCCAGGAAUGGGUGAAUACAUAAAGAGUGGAGAGGUGAAGAAAUAUGUGCCUAACCAAGAGACGAUAUACGUCCCUCACGGAUCUCAUUUUCUUCCCGAGCAAUUCCCGGACAAGGUGAAUGAACUUGUGAUCAACUAUCUCAAUUGCCACAAGCAUCUUGUGGUAGUUUAGAUCAUUUCUAUUAUUGAAGAAGGAAUUAAACUCAUUUGCAUGCACAUGGAAGAAUCAUGGUUGAAGAAGUCAAAUGUACGUGAUAUGCACAUGGGAUUUAACAAGUUUAUCGCAAAGUAUUUUGAAUAAAGUCAUUUAAGCUAGUUUGUUUACUUAUUCAGAAUCUUAUGGUCUAGUUGCUAGUUUUACCAUAUGUAAGUGUUUGUUUAUCUUCGGUUGAUGUAUGCAAUUCUACUUUCGUUUAAUUAGAGAAGCUUUGAGUCA